Messenger RNA from Cyclospora cayetanensis, 2238 nucleotides. Its product is annotated as coiled-coil domain-containing protein 61. The record is from RefSeq and is a predicted model, not a curated record. Bases 1 to 2238 code for a protein of 745 amino acids. NCBI's taxonomy places the organism in Eukaryota, Apicomplexa, Conoidasida, Eucoccidiorida, Eimeriidae. The transcript has 12 exons.
AUGGGAGAAGAUGGUGCAGAUCCGCUCGGCGUGGGGCCUCUCACCUCUAACCAGAACCCCGAGGUGGAGAGUCUGAGUGCCCAAGUAUUAUUAAGACAGGCGAAGUACUGUGUAGAGCUAUCUUGGCGGACCAAUCCUCAGAUCCUUCAGAGCUUGAUGACAGUGGCGGUUUCUCCUGUGGGGCCCCCCUGGAACGGAGGAGCUCUCUCUGCGCGCUGGGAAGGCGAGUACACCGAGUCGUUUCUUCAGCAGUUGACCCUCCGCACGGGCUCUCCUCUGGCCCCUCGUGGCCUCUGGGAGUUACUGUCAGUGGCUGUUCGAGCUGCGGAGAAGGAUGCAAAUACCCAAGAGAAAGCUCCCCCCUUCACCGAACAUGCGAAGGCUGUUGGGGCGUUUCUGAAUUUAUGGAGCGCUGCAGAUCUGGAGACUCUGAAACGGCGAGCGGGGGGUUUGGCACCCUCCGAGGAGGCCUCCGAGGGGGUUCCCUCGGAUCUAAAAUUGUUUUUGAUCGUUACGAAGGUUGUGGACGGAAAGAAGGUUCACUAUCCACUCGCCCUAACGAACAAGGCAGGGGCAGCAGCAGUUUCCGCUGCUGCCCCUACAUCGUCUCUCGCUACAGAAACCCCCAGGAGCAAUUGCAGAGAGGCGACCUCAGUAGCGCCAACACAACAACAACAGCAACCGACACCACGUGCAUUGUUGCACGUCGUGAAGCAUCCCCUGGAAGAGGAUGCCCUUGCUAAGCCAGCAGAAUUGCCAGCCGCAGCAGAGCUGUGCCGGCUAAGGGCUCUUGUCGCCGAGCAGCAGGCGGCUCUGCGUGAAGCUCAGAGGCAGAGCGCGGCAUGCCGUCGGGAGCUGCAAGGCACGCUCUUCAGGCGAGACUGUGACGAUCCCCAGGGUCUCAUGACGCAGCUGCAUACAGUGGAGGCUGAGCUUUUUAUGGCAAGGCAGCGGCUGCAGACGGAGAGGCAGCUGCGGGCUAGGGAGACACAGCGGUUUCGCACGGAGAUCGACAAAUUGAGGAGAGUUGAGGCCUCCCUCAGGACCCGAGUCCGAGAGUUAGAGGCGCGGUUACGCGCUCACAGCUGUCGUCUGAGGAGGUCUCUCGCCUCCUCUGAAACACUUCACCCGACCGCUCCGUCCGCCUCAUCCCGCUGUUCAUCGCUCGAUUCCAAUGCGGCUAGCCGGUGCAAGGAAGCCAGAGUAGGCCUUCUUUCUGGCUACCACCCCGUGGACGGAGUCUCCAGAGGAGGGCCUCCCGCCUCUGUGGCGCGUGCCAGAGUCCGUGGAUCCUUUGUAGGCUUGGGGGAAAGCCUACAAGGGUCUGGCACACCAGGGGCUAGACCAGGGGGCCCCUCCAGGGUGUCGGCUUCCUUGAUGGCAUCAACUGCUUCUUCUCGAGCGCGGCAGCGGUCAGACUCGAUCGGCUCUGUGUGCAGUAGCAGCCGCGGCACUGUGGCAAGGAUUCCUCCGUGUUCGUCCCACCAGGCCCUCGCAUCUGCCAUGCCACAGAAUGCGGCGGAAAGCCCUAGCUCUUGCAACAGCCAUAGAGCCCCUUCUUCUACAGUACCGGAGAAGGUUGCCGUGAGGAACGCCGGGUGUGCGAGGUCGCCUGGGAACUGCAGCUUGAGAGAAAAAAGUCCAUUCGCUGCUGAGGCUCGCUGUGAAGGAGAAGCGCUGCCUCCGGCCUGUGGAAUUUUAGGCCCUGAAAAUCAGCACCCCAACCAGCAGCUGCAAGCGAAGCGCUGCCUGCUGCAACAGCCUCAGCAUUCAUCGUUUGUCGUGUUAUCCGCGGAGGAAUAUGAAAGGCUGAGGCAGCGAGGCUCGGCCCUUACUACCGCCAGUUCGCAUGACACUCUCUCUGCAGAAGUUUCCCAGGGGCCAGAGGAGCCUGCACUUCCCCCUCUUGUGCACGGCUCCCGCACCAAAUCCUUCACGGCCCCUCCUUUGCUGCAAGGAAAUCCAGAGUGCGACGGACUCAAGCCCACUGAUUGCGGAAAUUCCCAGCACGACCGUGACUUUCAAGGAGAAGUUUCCGAGCAAGGAAUCUCCAACGCGACUGUGGAGGUCGGAGGACGCGCACUUAAGGGAGUGGCUGGUGGCCGUGCGGUGUUUUCUGAGAUCGACGAGCGUCUGACUGCCCUCCAGCGCUUCCUGCGGUCCACCCGCGAGAGUUUCCGGCUUAUGGAAAAUGGAUUGGACAGCGGGACGCUGGAGUAUUUCCUCGAACCCGGCUGA